UUCAAGCAAGCAAGCGUCGUCAGGCAGGCCGGGUCAAUAUCAAUAGGGCAGGUAGGUACAGGGGGAGCAAGCGGAGAUGGGUCGGGGUCACAGGCCAGGUUCAGCAGGUAGCAAGCAGCGUGGUACAGAGGGUCAGGCAGAGGGAUGGUCAGGAGCGAGCCGGGAUCAGAGCAGGAGAAGUCAGCAGCGGUUCAGAUCAGGCAGGGUCAGCAAAGGAACAGAAACAGGAUGCAGGACAGAUACAGGGCCCAGGACAAACACAACACCAAGGCAUUUGCUGACCCUG
Molecule: messenger RNA, 286 nt
Organism: Staurois parvus
Lineage: Eukaryota; Metazoa; Chordata; Amphibia; Anura; Ranidae
Source: the annotation of a GenBank genome assembly